AAUUGACAAAGGGAUGAUAUUUUGUUGUAGUGUUGAUUUAUCAUCCACUAUUCGGCAUAGUGGGUGGGGCGGCAAGUAUUCCUUCGUGUCUCAAUGUUUCAGCCCUUCUGAAGGAUUACAUAGUAUCUCGCCAGCAGGCUUGAUUUCACUUUAUCCAGUAUCUGCUGUGGCUGACCAACUGGCAGGCUCCAUAGAAGCCGCGGGGCCUUAACGGUUAAGGCCUAGCCCGAUUCCUGGCGGGCCGCGCGGGAAUAUCGAUACAUACUUCGCACUCCGAAAGUGGUGUAGAAUGAUAUGAUGAUGGGAAGCAAUCCCUCUUUUGGCUAUGAAUAAUCCAUGCUCAGCCCGCUGGUUCCAUGAUCGGCCACCACAUCUUUGGGAAAAACUUAAUCUGGUGACGAUGAAAUCAAGGAGCUUUCUAGCCGAGGGUAGAAUAUCAUCCACACUCAAACAUCAGCAGCCCUAUCACACAAGCUAGAAAAACUGGUAUGAUUCAUUUUAUUAGUAUGAUCCUUUGUUCAUAAUUUGUUUCGAAUCCUUUUCGCCUUCGAUAAUAUGUAUGACGCUAAUGGGGCGCUAACAAACAGGCCCUUGUCCCACAUUUAUGUGGCGUUGACCUGAAAGCCACUCUUCGUAUAAGUACGGGCUAGUAGCACGGAAUAAUGAUGGUUUUGUUCGGGUUUCGUAGAUUUUGAAUGAAAAUAUAUCUUUCCUUCUUCUUUUUCGAGGGAUCUUGGCCUUUAAUAUUUAAUUUACUUUUGUGAUUUCCUUUCUCUUCGUUUGUGUGAUUUUAAUUUAUCUGUCGUAAUCAAGAAUGAAAUCGGACUUGGUGGCGCUCUGGACCACCAUCAUUGCAGGCGCUCUUUCAGGUACAACUACGGCUGCUGCUCUUGAGCCCAUUCGGGAUGUAGCUGUACGAGCCUUGCCGAACGCUCCCGAUGGGUAUACGCCUGCCGAAACAAGGUGCAGCGACAGCCGUCCGUCAGUUCGCAGUGCGGCAACGCUCUCGCAAAAUGAAAGGUUCUGGCUGGAAAGAAGAAGAAAGCAGACCACCGAUGCGAUGAAAGAUUUCUUCGGCCGCGUUACCAUUGACGGAUUCGAUGUGCGGGCUUACCUUGAAAACAAUGCGCAAAACCAUUCUGCGCUCCCUAAUGUUGGAAUUGCGGUUUCAGGUGGUGGAUACAGAGCUUUGAUGAAUGGUGGAGGCGCAUUGAAGGCAUUUGAUAGCCGGACAGAAUCUGCCACGGGCCCUGGACAACUAGGUGGCCUGCUGCAGUCGGCCACUUAUCUAUCCGGUCUAAGCGGUGGCGGAUGGCUCGUCGGAUCACUUUAUAUCAACAAUUUUACCACCGUUUCGGAAUUAGAGGCAGAUGAGGAUGGAUCGGUAUGGGAGUUUAGCGAAUCGAUUCUCGAAGGCCCAACAGAAAAGGGUAUCAAGUUUCUCAAUUCCGUCGAUUAUUACAAGGAAAUAUACAGGGCCGUAGAGGGGAAGAAAGAUGCUGGAUUUGAUGUUUCACUGACAGAUUAUUGGGGCCGCGCUUUGUCGUACCAGCUCAUUAAUGCCCCGGAAGGCGGGCCAGCGUAUACAUGGUCCUCCAUUGCGCUUAGCCAGGAUUUUAAGGACGGGAAUAUGCCACUGCCCAUCCUGGUUGCCGACGGAAGGAAUCCUGGGGAGUUGUUCAUCGGAGGCAACGCCACAGUAUUUGAGUUUAACCCUUGGGAAUUUGGCACAUUCGACCCGACUGUCUUUGGCUUCAUUCCAUUGGAGUUCCUCGGGUCAAAAUUCGAAGCAGGGACCGUGCCCCGGUCCGAAUCUUGCGUACGUGGUUUUGAUAACGCGGGUUAUAUCAUGGGCACAUCAUCAUCCCUCUUUAACCAGUUCUUGCUGAACUUAGAUGGCGUUGAUGUGCCGGGAUUUGUCAUAGAUGCAUUCAAGUCUAUCCUUGAGAGCAUUGGAGAAAGUAACAAUGAUAUCGCAGCUUACGAGCCCAAUCCCUUUUUCCGCUACUCCAACGAUACGUCGCCAUUCGCGAAGGAGGAAUCCCUAAACCUUGUGGAUGGUGGGGAGGAUCUGCAAAAUAUUCCUCUUCAUCCUUUGAUUCAGCCAGAACGGCACAUCGACGUCAUCUUUGCCGUGGACUCUUCUGCCGACAAUGACUUCAACUGGCCAAAUGGCACCGCCCUGGUCGCAACUUAUGAGCGCAGCAUGACCUCCAGCAUUGCCAAUGGCACCGUCUUCCCAGCAAUCCCGGACGUGAACACCUUCGUCAACCUGGGACUUAACAAGAUGCCCACAUUUUUCGGGUGUGACAGUGCGAACAUGACGGGGCCUUCUCCUCUAAUAGUCUAUAUCCCCAACUCGCCCUAUGUAGCCUUUUCCAAUGUCUCCACAUUCCAAAUGGAAUACUCCGUCGAACAGCGCCGUAAGAUCCUUCAGAACGGAUACAACGUUGCAACCAUGGGUAACGCCACCGUUGACAAAAACUGGCCUACUUGUGUUGGAUGUGCAAUGCUCAGCAGGUCUUUUGAGCGCACAAAUACGCCAGUUCCUGAAGCCUGCAAGAACUGUUUCGAGGCAUAUUGUUGGGAUGGACGGGUUGAUAGCACUGUUCCUUCAGUAUACGAGCCAAAACUGCUGCUCGGGCCCGUGAAUACGAAAAGUGCGGCGUCUGACAUUGUCCCACAUUCAUUCGCUUUGCGCAUUGCUGCUGUUGGUGCGGUAACGAUAAUGCUGCUGUAGUACAAUGUACCAGCAUGUAACCCUUCUUUGGAUGUUUCCUUGACCCUUUUUUUUUUUUGGUCCACUGCAAGGCACAAUUAGCGCUGUGCUUCUCACCGCCUUUUUUAGCCAAUCGCAAGUUUGUUGUGGAGGUUACGCACCAAUUAGGAAUCAGAAAAGAGGUGGCAGAAAAUCCACGCUAAUUGUGCCUCGCGAGGAGCCAGUGACAAAUGUGUCAAAUUGGUCUUUU
Blastomyces gilchristii SLH14081 is the source of this 2969-nucleotide messenger RNA. Its product is annotated as lysophospholipase. The transcript has 3 exons. NCBI's taxonomy places the organism in Eukaryota, Fungi, Ascomycota, Eurotiomycetes, Onygenales, Ajellomycetaceae. Gene Ontology annotation, biological process: glycerophospholipid catabolic process. Gene Ontology annotation, cellular component: intracellular membrane-bounded organelle; cytosol. Gene Ontology annotation, molecular function: A2-type glycerophospholipase activity. The coding region runs from base 815 to 2740 and encodes 641 amino acids. The record is from RefSeq and is a predicted model, not a curated record.